AUGCCCAUACCUCAAGCUCAUCCUCAACAGGACCUUGCCCUUGCUUCGCGCCGUGCUGCGGUUUGCACCUGGUGGCUCAUGGGAAAUGAUCCACGAAAGACCUGGACCUCCAUCGUCCCUCGCUGGCGUGGAGAUAGAUGGAACCGCUUGACACGGCAGACUAUUGACGAAUCGAACAGGUCUUGGUUCGUCGGCCCCGCUGGAAAUCGAAUUGUCGAGAAUGCCAUUCGCCACCCCAGCCAUUCUUUACGCGCAGUUUCCGUGUUCUGGUCCCUUGGUAUUCGAGUACGUACCGUUACGGUAGCGGCUCCAGUUAUCUCCGCCUCAAUCGGUAAUUUCCUUAGUGACGACUUUACGGUGUGCCAUGAGGGCGGUGCUUGCCUUCCAUUGAACCCAAACUGGCUGGCACGGCUGUUCCCUCAGGGCAGGCACUCCUGUGACAGGGCAGUCUCUGAACGCAGUCUCGUUGUCGUUGUCGGCUCCAGCAGCAAACCUCUUCGCCUCCCGCAGGCCUCCCCCUGCAACAAUUCUACGACGGGAGCCUCUUCCACGGCUGUUCCCCCACACGCCCACGCACUAUCCGAAGGACCUGAACUGAGCCCAGUUACGGCAGCCGUCGACAGCACUACGGUCGGUAGCGGCGCAUCGCCAUCUUCGCACCCUUCCCACCGUAUCCGUCCACCAUGUCCUGCACAGCAGACAGCCACCAAGGGCUUGGGUCUCCUGUCGCUUCUGAGGUCUUGGGAUGCCUCCGGUGCGUCCAUUCCGAGUGGCAUGCAGCCACCCGUUUCUAGAGACACCUGCAUCGCGGAUCUUCGAGAUGCCCAGUCUGGACUCGGGCACACUCCGAAUGUCAACGUUACCCUACAGAUGCAGAUACCAGACCUGUUGACUGUCACCAUAUUCAUUAGUGAUUCGACAACCGACACCUCGACAGCUCAUCUCCCCGCUCUUGCGCUAUCGCGGUUAAGCUAA
Colletotrichum paranaense is the source of this 975-nucleotide messenger RNA. RefSeq lists its product as uncharacterized. Bases 1 to 975 code for a protein of 324 amino acids. The record is from RefSeq and is a predicted model, not a curated record. The transcript has 4 exons. Lineage: Eukaryota; Fungi; Ascomycota; Sordariomycetes; Glomerellales; Glomerellaceae.